AUGCUGCGUGCGUUGGUGUACAGGCGAGUGUCAGGUCGUGCCAGCGUAAGGCUGGUGAAUGGCCCUGACGCCUGCACGGGCCGGCUGGAGGUGUUUUACAAUGGCACCUGGGGGACAGUGUGCGAUGACCACUGGGACCUCAACGGAGCCCACGUGGUCUGCCGGCAGCUGGGCUGUGGGACAGCGCUGUCGGCUGUCGGUGGGGCUCGCUACGGGCGAGGAGCAGACCCCAUCAGGCUGGACAACGUACGCUGCACCGGGACAGAGGUGGCCCUUUCGGAGUGCCAGGCACGGCCCUGGGGAACCCACAACUGCGGGCACAGGGAAGAUGCCAGCAUCGUGUGCUCAGGUUCAACCCGUACCAGGCUGGUGAACGGCUCAAGUUUCUGCUCCGGCAGAGAAGUCCUCCAUAAUGGCACGUGGGGCACCGUGUGCGACGACAACCGGAGCCUGACGGACGCCAAAGUGGUGUGCAGGGAGGUGGGCUGUGGCCAAGCACUGUCAGCACCGUUUGGGGCUGCCUUCGGGCAGGGAUCGGGGCCCACCUGGCUGGACGAAGUGACCUGUGCUGGGACGGAGGCUGCCCUUGCUCUGUGCCAGGCCACUUCCUGGGGAAGCCAUAACUGCCACCACGGAGAGGAUGCUGGCGUUGAAUGCACAGGCUAUCAUAAACCAACUCAGGUCCGGCUGGUGAAUGGUUCCAGCCGCUGCUCAGGGCGAGUCGAGGUUCACCACCACCAGCAGUAGGGGACGGUGUGCGAUGACAGCUGGGACCUGAGCGAUGCCGAGGUGGUGUGCUGGCAGCUGGGCUGCGGGCUGGCCGUGGCAGCCCCUGGCAGGGCUCUGUUUGGGCAAGGGCACGAUCCCAUCUGGCUGGAUGAAGUGAACUGCGCAGGGACGGAAGGUGCCCUCACUGAAUGAACCUUCAAGCCCUGGGGAGCCCAUAACUGCAACCGUGGUGAAGAUGCGCGUGUCAUAUGCUCAGGUAAGCCUGACGCCAUGGAGCUACGGCUGGUGAACGGCCCGAAUAGCUGCGCUGGGCGCCUCGAGGUGCUUCACAACCAGCAGUGGGGGUCCGUGUGUGACAACGGCUGGGACAUGGAGGAUGCCAAAGUGGUGUGCCGGCAGCUGGGCUGCGGCACUCCGAUCUCUGCUCCGGGCUGGGCCAGGUUUGGCAGGGGCUAUGACCCCAUCUGGCUGGAGACAGUCAGCUGCCAAGGGACGGAGGCUGCCCUUACCGAGUGCAGAGCCAAGGUGUGGGGCACCCACAGCUGCCACCACGGGGAAGACGCCAGCGUGGUGUGCUCAGGUGACACCCCCCACCCGAUGGCCCUUCGGUUGGUGGACGGCCCACACCGCUGCGCAGGGAGGGUGGAGGUGCUUCAUCAGCAGCAGUGAGGGACAGUGUGUGAGGACGGCUGGGACCUGCGCGAUGCCGAGGUGGUGUGCUGGCAGCUGGGCUGCGGGGCGGCAGUCGCGGCUCCGGGCUCAGCUCACUUUGCCCAGGGGCGUGAUCCCAUCUGGUUGGAUGAAGUAAACUGCACGGGGACUGAGUCCGCCCUCUCCGAAUGCACGACCAAGCCAAAAGGAGUCCACAAGUGCCACCACAGAGAAGAUGCUGGUGUGGUGUGCUCAGGUAGCUGCUAACCUACUGAGGUGAGGCUGGUGAACGGCUCAAGUCGCUGCUCUGGGAGAGUUGAGGUGCUGCACAACCAGCGAUGGGGAAGCGUGUGUGAUGACGGCUGGGACAUGGACGAUGCAGCAGUGGUGUGCCAGCAGCUCGGCUGUGGGGUGGCCAUAGCGGCUCCACCCAGAGCUCAGAUUGGGAUGGGGUACGAGCCCAUCUGGCUGGAUGAUGUGAACUGCACCGGCCCCGAGGCUGCCCUCUCCGAGAGCAGGGCCAGACCAUGGGGAGAGAGUAACUGCAACCACCAAGAAGAUGCCAGCAUGGUGUGCCUGGGUAAGCCACCUCCAGCUCAGCUCCGGCUGGUGAAUGGCGCCAGCCACUGCUCCAGGAGGGUUGAGGUGCUUCAUAACCAGCAGUGGGGGAUGCUCUGCGACAACAGCUGGGACCUGAGCGAUGCUGAGGUGGUGUGCAGGCAGCUGGGCUGCGGGGCGGCUGUGUCAGCUGCAGGCUUGGCUCAGUUUGGGCCAGGGUCCAACCAUAUCUGGCUGGAUGAUGUUGAGUGCACGGGGGCAGAAGAUACCGUCUCCGAAUGCAGGGCCAGGACGGGGGAACCCAUUAAUUGCCACCAUGGGAAAGAUGCCGGUGUUGUGUGCUCAGGGUGUCCACCUUGUCCUGUUUCAGACCCCACAGCGUUGCAGCUGGUGAACGGCUCAAGCCUCUGUGCUGGCAGAGUGGAAGUGCUCCACAAGCAUCAGUGGGGAACCGUGUGCGACGACAACUGGGAUGAAGAGGAUGCUGCGGUUGUGUGCCGGCAGCUGGGCUGUGGGACAGUGGUCUCGGCCCCUGGCACAGCUUGGUUUGGGCAAGGGCGCAAUGCCAUCUGGCUGGACGACGUGAACUGCACAGGGAGGGAGGACGCCCUUUUGGAGUGCCUGGCCAGGCCAUGGGGGACACACAACUGGGACCAUGGGGAAGACGCUGGUGUGGUGUGCUCAGGUAAUGUGGCCACCCGGGCUCCCCUCCGCCUGUCAGAUGGCCCGCACCACUGCGCCGGCAGGGUUGAGGUCUUCUACGAGAACCAGUGGGGUACGGUCUGCGAUGACCACUGGGACCUGGAUGAUGCUGCCGUGGUGUGCCGGCAGCUGGGCUGUGGCACGGCGCUGUCAGCCACGAGGGCUGGACAUUUCGGGGCAGGGUCUGGUCCCAUCUGGCUGGACGAUGUCAGCUGCACAGGGUUGGAGGCUGCCCUGUCUUACUGCAGGACAAAGGGCUGGGGAAAGAACAACUGCCACCAUGGUGAAGAUGCUGGCGUGGUGUGUGGAGAGCUCCGCCUGGUGAACGGCCCGAACCGCUGCUCUGGCAGAGUAGAGGUGUUGCAUGACCACCAAUGGGGAACGGUGUGUGAUGACGACUGGAGCUUCGCCGACGCCAGAGUGGUGUGCCGGCAGCUGGGCUGCGGGAUGGCAGUCUCAGCCUACGGUAGAGCUCACUUUGGUCAGGGAUCGGGCCGCAUUUGGCUGGACAACGUUCAGUGCAGCGGGACCGAAGCUGCCCUGUCUGAUUGCCUGGCCAGACCUUGGGGUCUCAACAACUCAGCCGUCUCGGCACCGGGCUCGGCUCAUUUCGGUCGAGGGUCUGGUCGCAUCUGGCUGGAUAACGUGAACUGCACGGGGACAGAAGCCACCCUCUCUGAAUGCCAGGCCAGGCCAUGGGCAUCCAACAGCUGUGGCCACUGGGGAGACGCCAGCGUGGUGUGCUCAGACGUGAACACUUCGAGGCAGCAACCAGUGCGGCUGGUGAACGGCUCGAACAGCUGCCUGGGGAGAGUCGAGGUCUUUCAUGACCAGAAGUGGGGGACCGUGUGCGACGACACCUGGGACCUCCACGAUGCCGCCGUCGUGUGCAGGCAGCUGGGCUGCGGGAUUGCACUGUCAGCACCGGGCUCAGCUCAUUUUGGGCCAGGGUUAGAUCCCAUCUGGCAGGAUGGCGUUCACUGCACAGGCACCGAGUCCGCCCUCACCGAGUGUGAGCUGGGUACCUGGGGACAGCAUAACUGCGGCCACAGCGAGGAUGCUGCUGUGGUGUGCUCAGGCACAAACCCCUUGCGCGUGCGGGUGCAGGACGGCCUUGGUCCCUGCGUGGGGCGAGUGGAGGUGCUCUACAACGCUACCUGGUAUGGGGUGUGCAGCAGUGACUGGAGCUUGCUGGAAGCUGGGGUGGUCUGCAAGCAGCUGGGCUGUGGGCCAGCCCAGUCGGCACCCGACGGAGCCCAGUUCGGCUGGGAGGGCAGCGGUGCCUUGCUGGAGGGGCUGAGCUGCUUGGGGAGCGAGUCACUGCUCCUGGAGUGCCAGCAGAGAGACCUUGGACCGGGGCCGUGCAGGCAGGGCUCGGCAGCCGGCGUGGUGUGCACAGAGCAGAAAGACAUUAUACAGGCCUGCUCGGUGCUGGCAGGCCUGCUUGGCACGGGGGCAAUGCUUUGCGGGAUCCUGUUGGUCCUGUACCUGUCAACGAGGUGUGGAAGACGGGUUGGACGCUCCCCAGACAAGUCGCUUCCAAAGAAGACAGAGGACACCGGGAUGUCAUCCGAGGCUUAG
Molecule: messenger RNA, 4221 nt
Organism: Leptosomus discolor (cuckoo roller)
Lineage: Eukaryota; Metazoa; Chordata; Aves; Leptosomiformes; Leptosomidae
Source: RefSeq, a predicted model, not a curated record